This is a messenger RNA of Micropterus salmoides (largemouth bass), 5527 nucleotides long. It is a transcript of the gene chs1, whose product is annotated as chitin synthase 1. The record is from RefSeq and is a predicted model, not a curated record. The transcript is spliced from 35 exons. NCBI's taxonomy places the organism in Eukaryota, Metazoa, Chordata, Actinopteri, Centrarchiformes, Centrarchidae. Gene Ontology annotation, cellular component: cell periphery; cell septum. Gene Ontology annotation, molecular function: chitin synthase activity. Bases 227 to 4498 code for a protein of 1423 amino acids.
UUGGUUUCCAGUAAAAUGAGAGUAAUUUAAAAAUGUGCACUUAUGAUGUGGGAUUUCACAUCAUUUCAUUCUACUCUGACUGAAAUCACUUUGCUGAUAUCUGAGGUUGGAAAACAUUUUGUGAGUUGGAGGUGAACUGUAGGUAGGGGUGGAUCGCUGAAGUCUUCAAUAUCAAGAUACCAAGACUCUACAUAGGCCACCAUACGGAGCAUAGUAGACAAGCAAGAUGGAAGAACUUAAAUACAGAGGAAAGAAAAGAGAGGGAAGACACAGGGAUACAUGGGAUCCAUUCCAGCUGAACCCAGUAGGAGCUGAGAAGGAAACUAAGAGAAGAUGUUUCCAACUGGCCCAAUACCUGGUGGCUGUUAUUGUGGGUUUAGCUGUCUUAACCAGUGCCGUUAUCGCUAAGGGCUCCCUCUUGGUGUUGUCAACGUUGUCCAGUCCAACCUCAAUGCGCAGCCCCAAGGAAAAACAGUUCUACAUGCUGAUGUUGGUUUUCUGCCUGGUCUGCCCCAACGUCCUGGUGUUUAUUAAAUCAUUGUGGAGGUGUGCCUUCAAGAGCUUUGUCCAGCCCAACAUGAGGACCAUGUUAUUUAUUUGUGCCAUUGAGUGUUUGGUAUCUCUUGGUACUUCAGUCCUGGUGCUAGUCGUUAUGCCUCAGUUUGAUGUGUUGACAAAUCUCUUCAUCAGCGGAGGAGUCUGUAUUGUGUCUGCCAUUAUGCAGAUAGUAUUCAGACUCCAGAGAGAAACAUGGAAAAUCUUGUUCCCAAUCUGCUCCCUCAUUCUCACAGUCGCUGGUUACUGCCUCCUGGGGGUUGACUACUAUGUUCGUGUAUCGUCAUUUGUGGAUAGUCAGAGCGCCGACUGCUUUGUCUACGUUGGUAUUGGAAUUUUCUCUUCACUCCUGAUCUCCCUCUGCUGGUGGGAAAAUCCACUGCAAGCUACUAACCGUAUGCAGGACAAGCUGUCAGAAUUGGAUGGUUUCAGGGACUUUGCAUUUGUCAUCAGCAGUAUUUUGAGGAUAAUAGUGAUAGGGGCGGUAUACCUCAUCUACCAUGCACUUAUUCAGAAAUCUAUCACCUGGUCGGACUUUAACCUAAAGAAUAAUGACUGGGAAAUACUGCAAAUAGGACUCGUGGUGUUUUUCUUACAGGCCUUCUGCUCUGCAGCCUGCCACUGGUUUGGUGUGGUGGCCUGUAAGAUUCAUGCAGUCAGGAUGAGUUUUGCGCUGCCAGUGUGUUGCACAGGACCUGCAGUGCUUCUGCUGGGACUGAUACUUUUUAUAACCCAGGCACAAAAAUUGAGUGGAGCAGACCAGGGGAGCAUCCCAGCAUUUUGUGAAAGCUUGGUCAACUUGAACAAUAAGAACACAACCCCUGUAGUUUUACUGGAAAUCACAAGGAGCAUUUGUCGAACUUCACUCAACAGCUACUACUUGCAAUGGCCUUUUUUAAUGCUGGCACUGGAGGGAGUGUGUAUGUGGUCAGGCUUCGUCACAUGUACCUACUACGUAUGGAAGAUCAAGGUCCAGCGUAUAGAGAGAACCUCUCAGCUCUUUGUUCGUCGACUCUAUGAAUCAGCUUUCAUUGACCUGUCUCUGCUACUCAACACCAAGAUGAAGGUGCCACGAGCUCGAAACCAAGAGAGCCACGACGACAUACAGAACUGCGUGAUCUAUCUUUGUGCUACCAUGUGGCAUGAAACCUAUGAUGAAAUGCUGAAGAUUCUCACCUCCAUGUUCAGGCUGGACCGCUAUCGAGGCGAUCCAAAGGAGGAACACAAGGACUGUUUUGACUUUGAGUGUCACAUUUAUGUUGACGAUGCCUUCAUGACUGAAAAGGACACAGAAAAGAGGCUGGUUAAUUCUUACGUUAAUGACUUGAUCCAUGUUGUCAUAGAGGUUUAUAGGGUGUUUACCAACAAAGAACCAGAUGAUGUGUCAAUCAUUGAGGCUCCCUACGGUGGCAGGCUGAUGUUUGUAAUGCCAGAAGGCAACAUGCUCUAUAUUCACUUAAAAGACAAAGAACGCAUCAGGAACAAAAAAAGAUGGUCCCAGAUAAUGUAUAUGUAUUAUCUACUCGGCUGGAAGGGCUACAUUGUCAAGAACCCUCAGAAGAUCUCACGCCAGCAUAACCCAUGCAGAGCCAGUUUGGUCUCUUUGGAUGGUGAGAUUUUCCUGUUGCCUCAGUAUGACAAUGACAACAAGAGAAAAUUCAUCUCAGAUGAACACACUUACAUCCUGGCUCUGGACGGAGACACUGACUUCCAACCUAAAGCUGUAAUUCUGCUCGUAGACAGGUUAAGGAUGUAUGAUAAUGUAGGUGCAGCGUGUGGUAGAAUCCAUCCUACUGGUAUGGGUCCCAUGGUAUGGUACCAGAAGUUUGAGUAUGCAGUAGGCCACUGGCUACAGAAGACAGCAGAGCAUGUGUUUGGCUCUGUGCUGUGCAGUCCAGGAUGUUUCAGUCUGUUCAGAGGUUCGGCCUUAAUGGAUGACAAUGUACUGAAGAGAUACACAACAACUGCAAACAGAGCUUCGGAGUAUGUGCAAUAUGACCAAGGGGAGGAUCGUUGGCUGUGUACUUUGUUACUGCAGCAAGGGUGGCGUGUCGAAUACAAUGCUGCAUCAGAUGCAUACACCAACUCACCACAGGAGUUCAAAGAGUUUUAUAACCAGAGAAGACGAUGGGGACCAUCUACACUGGCUAAUACACUGGACCUUCUGCACAGCGGUGCAGAGACAGUGAAGAGAAACUCGUCCAUCUCCAGGCUUUACAUCUUCUAUCAGAUGUUCACUGUUGGUUCUUCUAUCCUUGGUCCGGCCUCUGUGACACUCAUGAUAGCAGGUGCUUUCCAAUUUGUCUUCAAAAUCACUGGAACACUUUCCAUCAUCAUCGCAAGCAUUCCUCCUGUGUUCUACAUCAUCGUCUGUUUUGUAGCCAAGGCUAAUCUCCAAAUAACCAUCGCUGGCAUUAUGAGUGUUCUGUACGCGUUCCUCAUGACUGCAUCCUUCUUCUCUAUCAUCGGUGACAUGGUGAUUCAGGGCACCUUCCUGACCCCCACUGGCUUGUUUUUGGUUUCUAUGGCAAUCAUGUACAUGGUGACAGCUAUACUACAUCCAGAGGAGUUUGGGAUGAUUAUCUAUGGUCUGAUGUACUUCAUCUGUAUCCCCAGUGGAUACCUCCUACUGACCAUCUACUCACUGGUUAACAUGCACAUUGUAUCCUGGGGCACGAGGGAAUCAAACAAGGGAGACGGAGUAGUGAAGAAAAACCACAAUCUUCUGUGUGACAGAAACUGUAGAUUGUGCUGCUGGGACAUGAAGAUACAGAUAACGCAGGAAACAGAGAACUUGAUGAUUCGACAGAUCACAGGCCAGACUGCAGAGCAAGCCCCUCCUCUACCAAUUACCAACCAGGAAAUAACUCAACAGGCAGCUGCGAAGCCAGAGCCUCAAGUUGAAGUCAAAACAACCAAGGAAGCUGUGGAAGAUGCUAAGAAAUCGCCAACUGACAAACUGAACGGGAAGGCAGCAAAAGGCAAUGGUGAUGCUUCCAGUGGCAGUGAUGACAGCAUUGAAAAAAAGAGCCUAUCAGAGAGUGCAUCUGAUGAAAGUGAUGAGGAGUAUGACAAAGACUUUAUGACUGCCGACCUAGAGAAAACAGAGAAGCGUCCUGUCAGUGACUGGGUGGUCCCGGUGAAAGAAGAGUUUUUAAAGAAGCUGACUUAUGCCAACAUGAAGAGAAAUCUACAAGAACAAAUACGAUACACACUCCGUAACAAAGAUCAGGAUGAUGUGUGUGAGGAGUUGGUCUUAAUGUUAACAGACACUCUUAGUGGAGAGCUAAGUGGAGUGGGGCCUGAAGAUGUUCUGUCAGACAACCAGCUUGAGGAGUUAAGAUAUGCACUGUCAGAGCAGGCUCGGCGUAUCCUUAAGACCAGUCGAAUGGAGAGAUUAGAGAAGAGAGUAAGGAGAGCCAUCGAGAAAACACUCACCGCCCCGCAAGUUCAAAAUCUAGAUGAGGGUGAACACGACUUCUGGAACAAGUUAAUCGAGCGCUACUUGACGCCUAUCAAGGACAAUAAAGCACAUCUGGAGGAAGUCACCAGAGAACUAAAGUCACUGCGCAACAAGGCAGUAUUCCUGUAUUUCAUCGUCAACGUGCUGUGGGUGGUGGCUACCUUCUUCCUGCAGGCCAUUGGAAAUGAUGUAAUCAGCAUCAAGAUCCCUAAAUACUUUCCAAAUGGUACUUUAUCUGACGAACCCCUCAAGGUGGAGCCUGUCAGUUUGAUGUUCCUGUUGUCUUUUGCAAUUCUUCUCAUUAUCCAGUUUCUGGCCAUGUUAUAUCACAGGAUCUACACUCUGAUCCAUGUGGUGUCCUAUCGCAGCACAGAGAAAGACUACAAACAGAAAGAUGAUGAUGAUGAUGAUGAUGAUGAUGGCUUGACUCUGGAGAACCACAUUGCCAAUGGACUUGUCAUUACCAGUGAUGACCUGUAGUCAGAAACAACCAACUGUAAUCAGUGAAACCCAACAACCAGCACACAUUGGCAUCACCAGUGACAACCAGCCGGGUCUCUUACCACUUAAGGGCUUUCACUGUGUACUAAAUAUGGCAUUUUGAUUAUCAAACGGCAUAGAGGGUAGGUGAUCAGACAGGCCAUGUCUUAAUCUUGAUGUUUGAGGAAAUAAUCUAGUCUUGUCUCUGCAGCAUCUGUUUUGCCUCCUACUAGGGUGAUUUGAGUACAAUCCAGCUAAGGAGGCAAAAAGGCACAAGGGAAAUCAAUUAUAACAGAUCCAAUAAGCUUUGUUUUACAAUAUGAAAUGAGAUUUUCACACAAUGGGAUCUGGGGUCGGAAUCUUUUUAAUGAUGAAAUGUUUUAUUUGAAUGUAUUUGUUCUGAAAACUUGUAUUUAUUCUAUUUUAAGUAUGGUUGAAUGCAUCGGGUCCAUCAGACUAAUUGAAUGUCCUUGUUUGACUCGAGGGUCUAAAGAUAUAGGGUGUUGUAUAGACUACACAUCCCAUUCUACAAUAAUUUAGGAGGGUUGAAAACCAAACACAUUUUUUCUUGUAAAAUUCCUUGUAGAAGAUACACUUCACAGUAAUAUCAGGAAGUUUACAGAAAAAUAAGUGUAAUCUAGUGAUUGUUCUUUUUGUGUGUCUGCAUCAAAAUCAUUUUUCUGAAUCACAAUAAUGGGCUGAAUGUAGAUGUAAGCAAAUAAGUGUAUAUCUGAGCUCUAUGUCAAUUCAGGUUAAAAAUCAAAUACUUGAACGUUGCUCCCAGGAAACUGCCAGUCCUCCAAAGGUUAUGAAAUGCGACAUUUGCACAUGAAAUAUAGUGAAGAAUACUUUUAACAUUUUAUUGGUAAACCUCAUGUGUUAUACUCUGAAUAGUUUCUGGUGUAAUUUAAAUGAAUGUGUUGCAUUUUUAAUACUGUACGAAUAUGGCAUCAGCGUAAUUAUUUAAACCAAUUGUAACAAUUGACUUUACAAAGGAAUAGAAUUUUCUGAACUGUAAAAAAAAAAAAA